UCACCUAUGUAAGCACAGUACAAAUAGCCAAGCAGUGAGCACCUCUGCACUGAACCCCCAGCUGCUGCCCUUCCCUCUGCUCCUGAAGUCCCAAUGAGAAUAUGAUGCAGAGGCUUCUUCUGGGUACCCUGCUCCUCUCCAUCCUCUCAGUGAGUGUGACACAAAGAGAUCUGAGAGGGAAGGUGCUUAUUUUCCCUCAAGAGUCAGCCACUGCCUAUGUGUCCCUGAUACCCUCAGUGAAGAAGCCCCUGCAGAACUUCACGCUGUGUCUGAAGUCCUUCACAGAUCUCAAUCGUGCCUACAGCCUCUUCUCCUACAGCACCCGCUCCCGGGACAAUGAGUUGCUUCUUUUUAUUGAAAAGACGGGUGAAUACCAGCUGAGCAUUGGGAAUGCUGGGGUCAAUUUCAAGGUGCCUCCAUUGCCUUACAACCCCAGGCACAUCUGUGUGAGCUGGGAGUCUGCCUCUGGGAUUGCUGAAUUCUGGAUAGACGGGAAGCCCUUGGGAAGGAAGGGUGUCAGGAAGGGAUAUACUGUGGGGGCUGAGGCAAAAAUCAUUCUGGGACAAGAGCAAGAUUCAUUUGGGGGAAAUUUUGAUGCCAAACAAUCCUUUGUUGGGGAGAUAUGGGAUGUGUCUUUGUGGGACUACGUGCUCCCUCUAAAAGACAUGUGUGACUACAGUGAUGGUGGCAACGUCCUGAACUGGCAGGCUCUGACAUAUGAGGAAAAUGGCUACGUCGUGACUAAACCCAGUCUGUGGAAUUGAGCUUUGUGCUCUUCUGUCAUGAUUUAUGUUUAGUGAUAAUCACAUUCGCUUUGAAAUUAAAUACAUUAAUUUUUUUCUGGCUCUGUUAAGAUGGUAUAAACUACACUAAAUAAAAACAAGGGAUAAGCAA
Molecule: messenger RNA, 894 nt
Organism: Cavia porcellus (domestic guinea pig)
Lineage: Eukaryota; Metazoa; Chordata; Mammalia; Rodentia; Caviidae
Product: mucosal pentraxin-like
Exons: 2
Coding region: 102-764 (220 amino acids)
Biological process (GO): innate immune response
Molecular function (GO): complement component C1q complex binding
Source: RefSeq, a predicted model, not a curated record